UUUACGAAAAUCAAAGCCAUUAAUGGUUUGCAAAACACAAUGUUUUCUGCAAUUAGUCUCACGUUUCACACGACGUGUGCCUUAAGUGUGACACCGAUUUCCCACUGAUCUCAGCCACCCAUCCGUGGAUCUAAUCGUCGGACUUCUUGAGAUAGAGAGACAAAGACAAUGAGAAACAAAGGCAAACGUAAGACAACGCCGGCGUCGGCGGCCAACCAAUUGGUGAAAAGUAUGGCUGAACUGAGUUUCAAAGAUAAUCGCCGAAGACUUUUGCUCGUCGAUGAACUGCUUAAGAAGUGCACUUAUUAUAACAACAACACCACUAAUUGCCAUCAACUCAUGGAUGAGCACAAAGACAUCGAUGGUCUGGUCGACGAGAUAAUGGCCAUCGAGAGAGAGAUAUCGGUUGAGUUGCCGAAGAGGUCGGCCGACGAUUGGCUGACAUUCAAGCGAUGGCUGAGCGAUGAUAACGGCGUCGACACCUCCAAAGUGGACGUCCAGUGGAUGGACGACAGACAGGGCUUCGGUCUGACGGCCAUCGCCGACAUCAAGGAGUCGGACGUAUUUCUAGUGAUACCCCGCAAAGUGAUGAUUACGUGCGAAACGGCGCUCAACUCUGACCGCAAUUUA
Messenger RNA from Oppiella nova, 630 nucleotides. Lineage: Eukaryota; Metazoa; Arthropoda; Arachnida; Sarcoptiformes; Oppiidae. The record is from the annotation of a GenBank genome assembly.